Messenger RNA from Cavia porcellus (domestic guinea pig), 1278 nucleotides. Its product is annotated as olfactory receptor 10AC1-like. Gene Ontology annotation, biological process: G protein-coupled receptor signaling pathway. Gene Ontology annotation, molecular function: olfactory receptor activity; G protein-coupled receptor activity. The coding region runs from base 18 to 995 and encodes 325 amino acids. Gene Ontology annotation, cellular component: membrane. The record is from RefSeq and is a predicted model, not a curated record. NCBI's taxonomy places the organism in Eukaryota, Metazoa, Chordata, Mammalia, Rodentia, Caviidae. The transcript has a single exon.
CUCCCAGAAGGCCGUGCAUGGACAGCCCCGGCAACGUCAGCUUGCCCCGUGGUUUUCUCCUUCAAGGCUUCUUCGAAUUCCCGCACCUGAGGCCAGCGCUCUUCCUGCUGCUGCUGGCUGUGCACCUGACCACCCUCGGCGGGAACUUGCUCAUCUUGGUGGCGGUGGCCUCGGUGCCCAACCGGCCGCCCAUGCUGCUCUUCCUAUGCCAGCUCUCGGUCAUCGAGCUUUGCUACACCCUGGUGGUGGUGCCCCGCUCCCUGGCGGACCUCAGCAUGCCGGGCCAUGCCAGGGGCAGCCCCAUCUCCUUCCUGGGCUGCGCGGUUCAGAUGCAGAUGUUCGUGGCGCUGGGCGGGGCCGAGUGCUUCCUGCUGGCCGCAAUGGCUUAUGACCGCUACGUGGCCAUCUGCCACCCACUGCGCUACGCUGCCGUUGUGACCCCUGUGCUGUGCGCGCGCCUGGCCCUGGCCUGCUGCCUCGGGGGCCUGGCAGUGUCGCUGGGGCUCACGGUGGCUGUCUUCCACCUGCCCUUCUGCGGCUCCCACCUGCUGGUGCAUUUCUUUUGCGACAUCACUGCGCUGCUGCACUUGGCCUGCACCCGGAGCUACGCCGAGGAGCUGCCGCUGCUGGGCGCCUGCCUGGUGCUGCUAUUGCUGCCCUCCAUGCUCAUCCUGGCCUCCUACGGGGCCAUCGCCUCUGCCCUUCGCCGUCUGCACUCAGCCGCGGGCCGCCUCAAGGCCGCCUCCACCUGCGCUUCACACCUGACGGUCACCUUCCUGCACUACGGCUGCGCCACCUUCAUGUACGUGCGGCCCAAGGCCACCUACUCUCCGCGGCUGGACCGCACCUUGGCGCUGGUCUACACCAAUGUCACGCCGCUGCUCUACCCGCUCAUCUACAGCCUGCGCAACCGCGAGGUCAUCGCCGCCAUCCGCAGGGUGCUGGAGCGCUUGUGGCCAGACAAAGUCAGAGGUCAAGGGCUGUGUGAGCCGUGAGAGUGGGAAGGGACAGGCCAGAGUGGACAGCUGCCCCAGCACCAGGGGUUCUGCCUCAGAAAAGCCACCUCGAGGACCUUGUUGAGGAAAGAACGUUUGGAAGCUGGCUACACAGAAAAGCCUCCUAAGGCGGCCCAGUCCUCCUCCCUCCCUAGACGAAUGGCCAAAGCCGGGUAGUAGAAGGCCCUAGAUGUAGAUUUAAUGUUUCCAUAAACACGUGAGGAGUUUUUCCCAAAACCUCGUGCCUGUGCGUGGGUAGAUGGACUUGGUGAAGAAGGCACAA